AUGGCUCAUAACACUUCAACUACUACCUCCCUUGAGUACCCACGAGGUUUCGACUUCGACGUAACCGACGACGGCUCCCCUCCCUAUACAACCUUGCUUCAACUAUAUUGGAAGAUUACCGACUUGGACGACUGCAUGUCAAAGACUAUGCGUCGUAACGAGCGGCUCGUAGCAGAAAAUGAUCAUUUGGAGCAACUUAACGCUGAAUUGACCCAACAGAUCCAACAUCUAAGGGGUGCAAAUACCUUGUCGUCCAACUUAACUGGCGCCAAUCUCAGCUAUCCCAUGACACCGCCGGACUCCCAAUGUCCAACAGAAGUGCUGUCAGACGGAUCUUCCAACGACGGAUACUCGUGCUACCAAGAAGACUGUGAUCGAAUCUUCAAGAACAUAUGGGCGCGGCUUCAGCACUACGAUAUUGCCCAUAAAGGGGUCAACACUUGCACCCUAUGCAGCUUCGAAGCCCCCCUUGAUGCCAGUCGGGAUGAAGUUUCACAAACACCUAGGUAUCAUUGGAUCAACUACCAUUGCGGUCUCCAAACUGCUGUACCUGAGAUUUGGCCAUAUUAUCGAACUUGCGGCAGUUGGGUCGAUAAUGACGAUGAUAUUGUCGAUGGAAAGCACUUUUGCGUGAAAGGAUCUCCCAUAACCCUCGAUCGUGCCCAAGGCAACGUGGAUAUGCUUUUACAAGCUCCGGAUUUGGUGAAAGCCUGGCUAGAACUAGUCCCGGAGCCUCAUACAAUGACGGAAACUCCCUUCAACUAA
This is a messenger RNA of Orbilia oligospora ATCC 24927, 765 nucleotides long. RefSeq lists its product as uncharacterized. The transcript is spliced from 3 exons. The record is from RefSeq and is a predicted model, not a curated record. Bases 1 to 765 code for a protein of 254 amino acids. Lineage: Eukaryota; Fungi; Ascomycota; Orbiliomycetes; Orbiliales; Orbiliaceae.